CCUCCAUAGUCUUCUCCUCUCCUCUCCAAUGGAAGAUGCUAAUAUUGAGCUGAUUUUCAUUCCUGCCGCUGGAGUGGGUCACCUUGUUUCUGCCCUCCAAACCGCGAAGCUCCUCCUGCAAAGACAACCUCAGCUCUCCAUCACUGUCUUGAUGAUGAAACUGUCUUUCGCUCCCGAUGCCAACAUUAAUUCUUACAUCGAUUCUUUGCUGGCCGGUGACAAGGAUAUGAACCCUAGAUUGAAGUUCGUUCUACUGCCUGAGGACCUGGAAGCUUUGAAGGGCCACACCGACAUCCUUUCCAUGUUCAAAGCCUUCAUCGAAUCUCAGAAGGCUAUAGUGAGAGACUACUGCGUUAAUGAAAUCCGCAAGUCCUCGGCUAAGCGGCUAGCGGGGUUUGUUGUGGACAUGCUGUGUACCUCCAUGAUGGAUGUGGCUGAGGAGUUUGGGGUCCCCACUUACGUGUUCUACCCUCCCGGUGCUUCCAUGCUCGGCCUUCAAUUCCAUCUCCAGACCCUCGUAGACGACCAUGGUGAAGAUGCCUCGGAGUUUAAGGAUUCCGACCCUGAUCUCAAUAUCCCUACACAUUCCAAACCCUUUCCGGUCAAGUUACUGCCCAAGGUUUGGGCGGAAUUCUUUGAAACUUCCAGGCAAAUUCGACGGGCCAAAGGCAUCAUCGUCAACACCUUCUUCGACUUAGAGCGGCAUGCACUCGAAUCUCUCUCUAAUGAUAAAAGAGUUCCACCCAUCUACCCUGUAGGACCCAUAUUAAACCUAGACCAUCAUCCCAAGAAGAAUCAACAAGAUUCCGUGAACCAUAUCUUGAAAUGGUUGGAUGACCAACCAGAUUCAUCAGUUGUGUUCCUUUGCUUUGGAAGCGUCGCUACUUUUCCCGAGUCUCAAUUGAAGGAGAUAGCCUAUGCACUUGAAAGUAGCGGCCAAAGGUUCUUAUGGACCUUGAGAAAGCCACCAGGUCCAGGUUCAAUAAUUGCCACCGAGUAUAGCAAUCUCGAAGAGGUCCUGCCGGAAGGAUUCUUGGAAAGAACUAAAAAUAUUGGAAAAGUUAUAGGAUGGGCACCACAAACUGCAGUUCUAGCUCACCCUGCUGUGGGAGGAUUCGUGUCUCAUUGUGGAUGGAAUUCGGCUUUAGAGAGUAUUUGGUUUGGAGUUCCAAUGGCCGCUUGGCCAAUAGGCUCAGAUCAACAAGCACAUGCGUUCGUAUUGGUAAGAGAUAUAGGAAUGGCAGUGGAAAUUAAGAUGGAUUAUAGAACAGAUUCAAGAGAUCCAACAAUACAUUUACCAAUAGUUCCCGAAAAUGUGAGUGCAAAAGAAAUAGAAAUGGGAAUCACAAGUCUUAUGGACCGCUCUACCACAAAUCCUAUAAGAAUAAAGGCUAAAGAACUUAAAGAAAAGAGUAGGAAGGCAUUAGAGGAAGGUGGCUCAUCUUUCAAUUUUCUUGAAAGUUUUAUUGAAAAUGUCAUGAACAAUCUCAAUUAAGUUAUUAUCAAAUUAUUAUCAAAGAAUGUGAAGAGAUAGUGUCAUAAUAAUAAAGGAUUGAAAUGAUGACACGUAAUAAAUGGAUCCAGCCUUGCAUGCUUUUUAUUUUA
Messenger RNA from Ipomoea triloba (trilobed morning glory), 1605 nucleotides. RefSeq names its product anthocyanidin 3-O-glucosyltransferase 2-like. Gene Ontology annotation, molecular function: UDP-glycosyltransferase activity. The transcript has a single exon. Lineage: Eukaryota; Viridiplantae; Streptophyta; Magnoliopsida; Solanales; Convolvulaceae. The record is from RefSeq and is a predicted model, not a curated record. Bases 29 to 1495 code for a protein of 488 amino acids.